AUGUCACAAACCAAGUCACUUGUCAAUCGAGUUCUACCGAUCCUCAUGUUCCUCCUCUUCUUCAUCAUCAUUCAUUCCACCAACGUCAUUACAUGCGCUGCCAUUGAUGAUGAGGUCAUUGUCAAAGCGCCCAUAGGAACCUAUCAAGGAUUUAUUUCACAAUUUCCAGAAUACAAAGCCACAGCAAGAGCAUUCACAGGCAUUCGUUAUGCAAAAGCUCCAGUGAACUCUCUCCGAUGGAAACCCACACAACCAUUGGAUGCUUUUUCAGGAAUUUACAAUGCAACGAUCGAAACACCUGGAUGUCCACAACGAUGUGAAUUACCACCUCACACAUGUCCCAAGACACAGAGUGAAGAUUGUUUGUUUUUGGAUUUAUAUACGCCACGAUUAGGAGCCAUGAAAAAGAAUGAAUUGUUACCUGUCAAGGAAGUAAGUAAUCGAUCCUAUCAAACAUUAUAUUCAGGUGAAAUUCUUAUUGAAAUUUCAUCAUCUUCUCAAAUUGAUCAUGCAGCUCCAAACUCCAUUCUCUACGAUGGUACCUUCAUUGCCAACAAGACUUCCAUCAUCAUGAUCAUUGCUGGUUAUCGAUUAGGAGCAUUAGGUUGGCUCGCUAAUUCAAAAGCUCAAAUGUCUGGAAAUUAUGGAUUUAUGGAUCAAUUAACAGUUCUAAAAUGGGUGCAAAACAAUAUUGCUGCUUUUGGUGGAGAUCCAAAAAGAGUGACCAUUGGCGGUCAAUCUGCUGGAGCUACAUCAACGACUGCUCAUUUAAUUAGUCCAGCAAGUAAGGGACUUUUCCAUCAAGUGAUUGUAGAAAGUAAUCCAUUAGUGUUGCCCAUGAGAUUGAUGGACGAUGUGACGAUUAAUUUGGCAACUCCUUUUGCCAAACAAGCGAAUUGUGAUAACUUGUCAAUUCCUUUGGAGACAUUUUUACCUUGGGCUCCUACUGUAGCAAGUUUUGACAAGUUGAUUCCUUAUCAAACCUUUGAGGAUGGAGCAAGAGUGUUGAAUUGGUAUCGUCCUCUUCUCGAUGGUGAUAAACGCCCAGAAUUGAGUAUUAUGGGAACUGAUUAUAUAUUCCUGUGUUCAUUAAGAAAUGUUCUCUCACAAAUUACCACUCAAAAUCCUGAAUUACCAGUUUAUAAUUAUAUUUUUAAUCAUGUGUUGACUUUUGAUGCUUGGGGACCAAAUCCGGAAGAAGAUAUUCUCUCCAUUUCCAUGGUUAAUUACUUUACCAAUUUUGUGAAAUAUGGAAAUCCAAACGGUAAUUCAACUGCUGUGACAUGGCCUCGAUUUAGUGCCAACAAUCGCCAAACUAUGAUGUUCCAAACACCAUUCAAUCAAAUGGUCAAAGACUACAAGAAGGAUUAUUGUGAUGAAUGGGAUUACAUUGGUUACGAUCAUGGUUGGUUGAAUCAACUCAAAAAAAGAAUUAAGCAUCCAAAAUGGUGCGAGAAUUGUUUUAAUGAACAAUUUCUUCGUCUUUUCUUAAUUCGUUCACUUCCAACUCACCAUUAUCAACUUUUAAUGAAUCAUUUCGACAAUCAACUCCAUCAUUUUCUUCACACAAAGCAGGCAAGUGAUGCUUUUGAUGAAGUAAAUAACACUUCAUUUCUCCUUUACCUUUAA
Molecule: messenger RNA, 1629 nt
Organism: Naegleria fowleri
Lineage: Eukaryota; Heterolobosea; Eutetramitea; Acrasida; Naegleriidae
Exons: 5
Coding region: 1-1629 (542 amino acids)
Source: RefSeq, a predicted model, not a curated record